Molecule: messenger RNA, 1399 nt
Organism: Pistacia vera
Lineage: Eukaryota; Viridiplantae; Streptophyta; Magnoliopsida; Sapindales; Anacardiaceae
Product: protein trichome birefringence-like 41
Exons: 5
Coding region: 255-1307 (350 amino acids)
Cellular component (GO): Golgi apparatus
Molecular function (GO): O-acetyltransferase activity
Source: RefSeq, a predicted model, not a curated record
AUUAAACCUCGACGCCCCCAUGGCUUCAAUAAAAACAAAAGCCCAAAUGGCGACCACAUGACAGAUGAACUGUCACCGCUCUCGUAUCUCUUUCCUUUUCUAUUUCUUCUAUUCUUGGAAGGAGACUCAAAAUCAUUUAACACUUUCAAAUUCUCUCCCAUUUCCAGCCACUUGCAUUUAUUACAGUCACUUUAUAUUCUUUCAUUCUUUCUUUGUUUUCAUUUGUAGAUUCAUUUUUUUUGAACAAAACACAAAUGAAUUUCUCGGCUCCUCUGCUCAGCUCUGUAUCUCUUCUUCUUCUUUUUCUUCAUGUCGUUCAUUUGACGGCCAAUGCGAGUGAGUGUAAUAUGUUCAUUGGGAGAUGGAUUCAUGAUGAAUCCUAUCCGCUCUAUGAUUCGGCCGCGUGUCCCUUCAUUGAGCAUGAGUUCACUUGCACGAAGAACGGCCGGCCGGAUCUCGAUUACACCAAAUAUAGAUGGCAACCCCGUGACUGCAAUUUAACGAGAUUCAAUGGGCUAAGUUUCUUGGAAAAAUUUAGAGGAAAAAGCAUAAUGUUCGUUGGAGAUUCUUUAAGUAGAAACCAGUGGCAAUCCUUGACUUGCAUGCUUCAUUCUUCAGUACCCAAUGCUCGCUACAAUUUAUCAAGAGUUGGAGAUGUCUCCAUUUUCACUUUUACGGAUUAUAGAGUGAAAGUGAUGCUUGAUCGCAAUGUAUAUCUUGUAGAUACGGUUCAAGAAAAGAUAGGAAGAGUCUUGAAACUUGAUUCCAUUGCAGGAGGAAAGCUUUGGAAACAGAUUGAUAUGCUCAUCUUCAAUACAUGGCAUUGGUGGAGCCGUAGAGGACCAACUCAACCAUGGGAUUUUAUCCAAGUAGGAAAUGAAAUUCUUAAAGACAUGGAUCGCAUGGUUGCUUUUGAGAAGGCUUUAACAACAUGGGGACAAUGGGUUGAUGCUAACAUUGAUCCUUCCAAGUCUCAGGUCUUCUUCCAAGGAAUUUCCCCUUCUCAUUACAAUGGCACCUUGUGGAAUGAACCAAGAGCAAAGAACUGUCUGGGGCAGAAACAACCGCUGCUAGGGUCAACGUAUCCCGGCGGUCUGCCACCAGCGGUGGCGGUGCUGAAGGGGGCAUUGAGCAAGAUUAAGAAGCCUGUAACAUUACUGGAUAUAACCAAUCUGUCAUUGCUGCGGAAAGAUGGGCACCCAUCAAUCUAUGGGCUUGGUGGAAGAACGGGAAUGGAUUGUAGCCAUUGGUGCCUUGAAGGUGUUCCAGAUACUUGGAACGAAAUUCUUUACAAUCUUAUUCUUUGAACGAUAUAUAAUAUUGAUUCUAUACAUUACUUACAUUAUUAAAAAAUAAAGGAUCAAUUGCUUGAUAAUAAUACUAAUAAAGUCUUCUUUUG